AUGAUAUAUAUCCAUAUGAAUUGAAUUUUUGACGCAUUUUUUCUUUUUUUUUUGUUAUUUUUUUUGGAUUGAUAAUAAUCAAUUUAUGAUGCUCAUUUUUUUCUAAAUUGAAUUAUGGAUGAGCUUGUCGAUGAACUUAGUGGUACCACGAUUGAUGAAGAACCUCGAAAGGGUGGACAACAAAAAUUAAAAAAUACAAAACCUGUAAAUAGAUAUGCAUCGAUAAUAAAUCGUUCAAAAUUAUUGAUUCUAAGCGAUUCUGAAAGUAAUGAUGAUGAAAUAUUUGAAAAACAAUGUUCAAGUAAAUAUCCACGUUUUUCUAAACAACGAAAUCCAAGUUGGAAAGCUAAAGAACAUUCCAAAAUUAUACCAAAAAGAAAAAGGAAUUCUGGUUCAUCAUUAGAGGUUCAGUCUGGAAAUACGUUGAUAUCAUCAUUGUUAGCAGAAUCAUUGAUAAAAGAUAAGGCACGAAAAAAGAUUGAUCCAAUGAUGGAUGUUGAUAAAUAUUCAUCCAGUGAUCUUUCCGAUGAUUGUCCCACCGAAUCUAAUUUUGAUGGUGAUGAUGAACAAAGUGAUUUUUAUGAUUGUAGUCUAGAAAAUCAAUCCAGACAUCAUCAUCAUCACCAUCGUCAUCAUUCACAAAUCAAACAAAAACUUGAAUUCAAAAUGCCUAAACCUGUAAAUCCAUUUUCUGUUGAUUUUGCCGAAACACAUUCACCGAAUAAUCAUUGGAAACGGCGAAGAGCAAUGCAUUAAUAUUUUUUUUGUAAAUUUGUUGCUUUCAUAUUAUUGUAAAUGAAAUUGUAAAUAAUGAAAUAAAUUUUUUUUUAUUAUUA
Dermatophagoides pteronyssinus (European house dust mite) is the source of this 836-nucleotide messenger RNA. RefSeq lists its product as uncharacterized. The record is from RefSeq and is a predicted model, not a curated record. Lineage: Eukaryota; Metazoa; Arthropoda; Arachnida; Sarcoptiformes; Pyroglyphidae.